Aspergillus piperis CBS 112811 is the source of this 860-nucleotide messenger RNA. RefSeq lists its product as uncharacterized. The record is from RefSeq and is a predicted model, not a curated record. NCBI's taxonomy places the organism in Eukaryota, Fungi, Ascomycota, Eurotiomycetes, Eurotiales, Aspergillaceae. The transcript is spliced from 3 exons. The coding region runs from base 263 to 814 and encodes 183 amino acids.
CGAAACCAAUCCAAGCGCCGGUGGUUCAGUGUUACCCGCAAAUUAAUUGCACCUUGACCGGGCCCUCCACGGAUUAACGUUCCCCGAAUCGAUUUAGGCAAUCGGAAAGGGCCACAGGGCAACAUACCAGACCAGCCCGCCCCUAACUUCCCACUUCAUCUGCCGUUGGUUCUUAAUCCCCAUUCUCGGAAUCGCACGACCUCGACGUUUCGCAUCCACGAUUCGUGUCCAUUCCGUUCGCACAGACUGAUAAUCCAUCACAAUGCCUAAGAAAGGAGGAAAGAACAAGAACAAGGGCAAGAAGAGCGGCGGUGCUGCCGCUGCCGCGAAGAAAGCAGCUGAUGCCCCCAACAAUGUUGUACCAGCCAACGAGGUUGAGGAAACAGUUGCCAAGAGCGACAGUGAGCUCGAAGCUGUCGCUGCCGAGGCAGGCGUCACUGACACCACUGCGCCUGAGGCUGUCGUCCCCGAGACAGUUACCAAGGACGAAAGCGAAGUUGAAGCCGUCGCUGCUGGUGCCGACACUGGUGUGACUUCAGCACCCGAGACCACCAUCCCUGAGACUGUCGCCAAGAGUGAGAGCGAAGCCGUCGCUGCCGAGACAGCUCCUGCAGUGACUGCGGCACCCGUGGCCACCGUUACUGACACCGCCGCCCCGGUCCCCGCGCCUGCCCCUCCGGUCAACUUCACGGAGGAGGCCUCAAACGCAGUCAAUACCGCGUUCCCCAAGAUAAACGAUGGCAUCGUAGAGGACGCUGCGCAGCAGACGAAGACUGCUCAGGCGGAGACAGUGGAGGAGGGCACGAGUAAGUAACCCAAUGGGUGCGCAUUUGCGCAGGGCUGAUAGUUUGCUGACAACG